This is a messenger RNA of Tuber melanosporum (Perigord truffle), 291 nucleotides long. RefSeq lists its product as uncharacterized. Gene Ontology annotation, molecular function: fructose-bisphosphate aldolase activity; zinc ion binding. Lineage: Eukaryota; Fungi; Ascomycota; Pezizomycetes; Pezizales; Tuberaceae. Gene Ontology annotation, biological process: gluconeogenesis; glycolytic process. The transcript is spliced from 5 exons. Bases 1 to 291 code for a protein of 96 amino acids. The record is from RefSeq and is a predicted model, not a curated record. Gene Ontology annotation, cellular component: cytosol.
AUGGGGAGGACAAGCGACUAUUUUGGUCUUCCACGGUGGAUCCGGGAGUAUGAUAUUAAGGCUGGGUUUGAAACAGCUAUUGGGCACGGGGUUGUUAAGGUUAUUUUGGAUACCGACCUUCAAUACGCACACUUAACCGGUAUCCGUGAUUUUGUUCUCAGCAAGAAAGACUACAUAAUGCAGCAAGUCGAAAUACUUCGAUCCCGCGUCUGGGUCCGUGAAGGCGAAAAGACCAUGUCUACCCGUGUGAAGGAGGUUCUCCAUGACUUCAACACUGCGAAUCAGCUCUAA